ACAACUUUUUUGUGCUCCUUAUUUUUUGCUGCUAAUUUUUUGUUAACUUCAAAAUGUCGACUAAUCAAGUAGCCACUGCAGUCAAUAAGGCACUCAAGCGCGUUAUAAUCAGGAAGAAAGUCGUUUCUGCUGCCAGUACAUCAGCAAAUGCAAAUGGAUCCAAGCCUGUGGUCGCGGAUAACGACGAAAUUGAGGAAAUUGCAGCAACUGGAGCCGCUGCCAAGCGAGAAAAGCGAGAUUACUUCAAAUGGCCAAUUAAGGAUGAAGACGUUUUGAUAUCGUGGUUGGAAGACAACUAUCACCGUCUUCGGAAUGACAACAAAAGUGCGAGCAAAGUUGGAAAAGCCAACCUGGCCGUCGAAAUUCAACGUUACCUGCAAGAAAAUGGCAUCCAAACAGAAAGGACCGAAAAGAAAAUUCUGGAUAAAAUUGGCCACAUCGAGAAAUCUUACCGCAAGACCAGUGACUGGCUGGGAAAAACGGGGACCGGUGUUGAAGCGGAAAGUGGAAUGACCCGUAUGGAAAAGCUCAACAAUAGCACCAUAAGAGCUGUGAUCAACAAAAAAUGCCGCCAUUUCGACCGUCUUGACAAGAUUAUGGGAGACCGUCCGAACUUUAAUCCGCUUCAUUUGUGCGACUCGGCAGACGGAAGGGCUGGAGCACUUGGCAAUUUGCUGAAGAACGUGGACACAGUGGAUCUGGAUACGGUAGACGACACCACCGGUGAUGCGCUGGAAGCGGGCGGCACGGUGGGCAAAGAGCAACCAGCACUGGAAGCUGUAGAGCGUUCAGCGGAAACACUCACGGACGGCGCACCGGACAGCGCUUCGACGUCGGGCAGUAAACGCAAGCUACCCAAACCGGCUACAAAGUACACACAGAACGACCUGCAGAGCAUGGACCGCUUGGACCGGUAUCGUGCGGGACUGGCGAUAGACAGCGACGAGGAGGAAAAUCUCGGCAAGCAGAAGAAAGGCAACAAUAAAAAGAAAGAAAAGCCACCAACAAUGCCGGAAAUUCUUCAAAACAUUUACCACAACAAAGAAAAAACCGACGCGGUUAAGCUGGAGUUACGCAAGCAGGAAAUAAAAGAUCGUCGUGAAGAGAGAAAGGAAGAAAUGGAAGCUCGUCGCGAAGAGAGAAAGGAAGAAAUGGAAAUGCGUAAAGAAGAGCGAAAAAGGAUUUUGAGCUGCGCAUGA
Messenger RNA from Paramacrobiotus metropolitanus, 1199 nucleotides. RefSeq lists its product as uncharacterized. The transcript has 2 exons. NCBI's taxonomy places the organism in Eukaryota, Metazoa, Tardigrada, Eutardigrada, Parachela, Macrobiotidae. The record is from RefSeq and is a predicted model, not a curated record. The coding region runs from base 54 to 1199 and encodes 381 amino acids.